AGUCACAGAGGCAAAUAUGCUCACAUGCCUGAUGUUCUCUCCCACUGACUUCAUCCCAAGAUAACAUUUGAACUGUAAGCCCACCCUUUUACAAAUUGGUCAAUGCUCUCUUUGAAAUAUGAGCGCUCCCACAGAGACGGGACGGACCAGUCUGCUUCAGGACACGUAGAAAGGCAGCAGCGGUCCUUCAAGCGGCACAGGCAAGAUGAUGCGACCAGGAGCCAGGCAGUACGUGGUGAACAGACCACUGUACUCAGAGGACUCCUUUGCGGACGAGCACGAGAAGGUCUGCAGGCGCCGUAAGACCAUGCUGGACCACAUCAAGCUCUAUUUCACUUGUGACGCCAAACGAGCCAAGAACGCCGCUCUGUCCCUUCUGCCGGUCAUCGGCUGGAUGAGGAUCUACCGGGUCAAAGAGUGGCUGCUGCCCGACGUCGUGUCUGGUAUCAGCACGGGACUGGUGGCCGUCCUGCAAGGAAUGGCUUACUGUCUGCUGGCCUCUCUGCCACCCUGGUAUGGACUUUUUUCCGCCUUCUUCCCUGUGAUCAUCUACUUUUUCAUGGGUACUUCGAGACACAUCUCAGUGGGUCCAUUUUCAGUCUUGUGUCUGAUGAUUGGCUCAGUGGUGACCAGAAUCAUUCCGGAUGAAGGGCCACCUGUCAACAUCACAGGACUUGAGGGCCUGUCAAUAGAUGAUCAACGAGUCUUAGUGGCUUCCUCUCUGAGUUUCCUUGUUGGCAUCAUGCAGUUGGGAAUGGGAUUGCUGCAAGUGGGCUUUGUCGUCAUGUAUCUGUCCGACACUUUGGUCUCUGGCUUCACCACAGCUGCUGCCAUCCACAUCUUGGUUUCUCAGCUCAAGUUUGUCCUGGGACUGCAGGUUCCAGGCUUCAGUGGACCACUGUCACUUAUUUAUACUCUGGAGGUCAUUUUUAACAAGAUCACCUCCACCAAUUUGUGCGACCUGGUCAUCUCCUUGGUAAUUAUGGUGAUUGUGUUUAUUGUGAAAGAGGUGAACGACAGGUUCAAAUCCAAGCUGCCUGUGCCCAUACCGAUUGAGGUUAUUAUGACUGUGAUAGCAUGUGGACUUUCAUAUGGAUUCGACUUUGAGAAUAAGUUCGGCAUUGAUAUUGUUGGCCAUAUUCCACAAGGGUAUGAAUCUCCAGUGGCCCCAAACCUGCAGAUCUUCCAGGAGACGGCGAUGGACGCGUUUCCGAUGGCCAUUGUGGGUUUUGCAGUUGCUUUCUCAGUGGCAAAAGUUUAUUCUGUAAAACACGAUUACACUGUAGAUGGAAAUCAGGAGCUGAUAGCUUUUGGAGUCAGUAACAUGUUUGGAGCUACCUUCAAGUCUUUUGUAGCAAGUACAGCUCUCUCCAGGAGUGCAGUGCAGGAAAGCACCGGGGGAAAAACUCAGGUAGCUGGUUUGCUCUCAGCUAUCAUAGUGAUGAUAGUCACUCUGGCUAUUGGAUUUCUUCUGGCACCACUUCCAAAAUCUGUGCUGGGUGCUGUGGUCAUCGCUAAUCUGAAGGGCAUGCUGAUGCAGUUCACAGAUAUUCCAUAUCUGUGGAGGAGAGACAAACCCGACUGUGUGGUGUGGUUGUGCACCUGCACUGCCUCCAUCCUGCUGGGGCUGGAUCUUGGACUGGCUGUUGGCCUUGGUGUGGAGCUCAUCAGUGUUGUGCUGAGGGUUCAGUUUCCUCGCUGUAGCUUGCUAGCAAACAUUAAGGGAACCGAUAUCUACAAAGACAGGAAGGACUACCUCAGUAUCUAUGAGCCUGAAGGAGUGAAAAUCUUCAGGAUUCCAUCUCCAAUCUUCUUUGCCAACAUUGACUUUUUCAGGAACAAGCUGGUAGAAUCGCUGGGCUUUAAUCCACUACAAAUCUUAAAAAAGAGAAAUACGGCUUUAAGAAGGAUCAAGAAACUUCUGAAGAAUGGUGAUCUGCAGUGGACGUCGAUGGGCUUUCUCAACACUACAUGUGGACCAAUCGAAGACUCUGAAGACAAAGACAACAUGGAAGAACUCGACCAACCCAUUGACUUUAAGGACCUUCCAGCCCGGAUCGACUGGAACAGAGACCUUCCUGCCAACAUCUUUGUUCCCAGGGUGGACGUCCACAGCCUGAUCUUGGACUUUGCUGCCGUCUCAUUUUUGGACAUAUCUGCUCUGAAAGGACUGAAAACGAUGCUGAAAGAGCUGAUCCGUAUUGACAUCGAGGUUUAUAUUGUGGCCUGUGACCCUUACAUCCUAGAGAAACUUCAUGACUGCUGCUUCUUUGACGAUGAAGUUCAGCCCAGCAUGUUCUUCUUGACGCUGCACGAUGCCAUGCUGAACGUUAUGGAGAAGCACUAUGACCUGACGGAGAAGAAAUCCGACCACGGAAAGAUAAUAACAACAGUCACAGUUUACAACAACAGCUUACAGAUCAGAGAUAAAGACGAUCCAGAACCAGAACACAAGUUUUAAAGUUUAUAGAAGAGAAGAGGACAAAGACCAGAAUGACCAAAAAACCAAGGCUUUAAAAUAUAAUUUUUUUAGAUGUUUGUAUUAUUUCCAGCAUAAUUAAAAAGCAGAUACUUUUGAAGUAUAUUUUUAAGUAUAUUUGCAUCAUAUUCACUGUAUGUUAAGAAAAGCCGAAUGCUAUGUAUUUAUACUUUCUACACCGGAGAUUUUUGUGAAUUGUUUUAAUUGUGUUUUUAAAUUUCUGUUUUCUUGUGAAUGGCAGUAAUAAUAAAGUUAUCACAACAAACAUACACACAAAUUUAUAUGUAUAUAAAGAAAAUGAAGAAUAUAUGUAUGUGAGUAGAAUAAUAAUAACAAAUGUUUUACAGAAGAAGAUCCAUGAAGACACACGAGACAAAUCUACAUUUUGCAUUUCAGAUAACAAUCAUGAUAGGAGUUUUAUUUAUUUCAUGUUAUUUCUAUAGGAUCGUAUAUGAUUUUCCUAGCAAAAUGUAAAAAAAAUCCAAAGAAAUCAAUAAAGGCAAUAAAAAAAUAACAUUAUACGAAAAA
This is a messenger RNA of Oryzias melastigma (Indian medaka), 3007 nucleotides long. Its product is annotated as chloride anion exchanger. Gene Ontology annotation, molecular function: oxalate transmembrane transporter activity; bicarbonate transmembrane transporter activity; chloride transmembrane transporter activity. NCBI's taxonomy places the organism in Eukaryota, Metazoa, Chordata, Actinopteri, Beloniformes, Adrianichthyidae. The record is from RefSeq and is a predicted model, not a curated record. Gene Ontology annotation, cellular component: membrane. Gene Ontology annotation, biological process: transmembrane transport. Bases 206 to 2461 code for a protein of 751 amino acids. The transcript has 21 exons.